Messenger RNA from Lentinula edodes (shiitake mushroom), 1947 nucleotides. Its product is annotated as glycoside hydrolase family 1 protein. The coding region runs from base 1 to 1947 and encodes 648 amino acids. Gene Ontology annotation, molecular function: beta-glucosidase activity. The transcript has 19 exons. Gene Ontology annotation, biological process: carbohydrate metabolic process. The record is from RefSeq and is a predicted model, not a curated record. Lineage: Eukaryota; Fungi; Basidiomycota; Agaricomycetes; Agaricales; Omphalotaceae.
AUGUAUCUCUUACUUUCUCAUUCCACAUUGCUUGCGCUCUUGUAUGGCGUAGAAUUUGUCCUCUCCCAAACUGCGCCUUCAACCAUCAUUAACGUGUCUUCCCUAUUGCCUGACCCUAGAACCAGCGUAGUAUCUUCUCAUCUCACCUCGGGCGUUGCUGAGUCUACUACAGUCCCUGCGACGACAUCAGGGUCCUUGUUCACCACAUCCGCUACCUUAACCGCCGUACCCACAACAACAACGGUACCUUCGAGUUCAAGUAGUGCACCGUUUCCUCCAGUGGGUUCCAUUCCACGAGACUAUUCCCCCGCCGGCCUAUCACGACUUUGGGACUUGAUCGGUCCGGUAGAAGUUCCACCAAUCACCACGACCGUCAUUCCCCAGACCCCAGUCACAUUACCAUCUCCGCCGCCUGCAUUGUAUCCCGCGUUCUUUGCCGUUACCCCCAAAGACAUCCUUCCUGACUUGAAGUUCCCCAAAGGAUUCCUCUUCGGAGUGGCUUCGGCUGCGUAUCAAGUAGAGGGAGCUGUCAAGGACGAGGGUAAAGGGCCAAGUAUAUGGGAUUGGGCUGGCCAUCAACCUGGCGUGGUAACGGAUAACUCCACUGCGGACGUAGUGGAUCUGCAUUAUUACCUCUACAAAGAGGAUGUUGCAAGAAUCGCUGCUCUUGGCGUCAAUUCCCAUUCCUUCUCCAUUUCUUGGGCAAGAAUUUUUCCUUUUGGCGCGUCAGAUUCUCCUGUGAACCAGCAAGGUAUCAAUCAUUAUGCAGAUGUUAUAGCCACACACCUUCAAUUCAAUGUCACGCCCGUCGUCACUCUCUUCCACUGGGAUGUCCCUCUCGCUCUAAAUGCCUAUUACGGUGGAUUUGCUUCGCCCAAUAUUGUGGAUGACUUCAUUCAGUUCGUGUAUCUUGUGCUAUCCUCACAUGGGUGCUGUAUCAUUCAUUGCCUUGCCCUCAAACAUCAUUCCAGGUAUACUUUUAAUGAGCCUCAAGUUUUCUGCGCCAAUGUGGGUGUUUUCCCGUUCAACCUGUCCCUCCCAAAUGGUGUCAAUUCUUCGAAUGCCCAGUUCCAUUGCUCUUAUUACCUCUUGAAAGCCCAUGCAGGGGCCGUCAAAGUCUUCCGAGAGAUGAACAUUUCGGGUGAAAUUGCAUUCAAAAGCUCUGAUUACGUUGGUAUGCCUUGGAGAGCCAACAACACUGAAGACGUUGAUGCAGUUGAACGACACGCGGCCUUCGGAAUUGGAGUCUUCGCAGAUCCAGUAUAUACGACUGGAGAUUGGCCCCAGAUCUUGAAGGACACUCUUUCGCCGGACUACCUUCCCCGAUUUACAGAAGAGGAUUCCAAAGAAAUCCUAGGCACGGCAGACUUUUUCGCAAUUGACGCUUAUCGAACGUACUGGAACGCUGCACCGCCAGAAGGUAUCGAUGCAUGCGUCAGUAACUCAUCAGAUCCCCUUUGGCCUUCGUGUAAUCUCGAAGUCAUGUUCGACUUCAAUACUGGAUGGGCUUCAGGUCCCGCUUCCGAUCCGCUCACAUCUUGGCUUCAAGCUACUCCUCAGUUCUUACGAUCAUCCUUCAAGGAAUAUCAUCGAAGAUGGCCGGCGCCUAGGAUCUACUAUUCCGAAUUCGGGUUUGCACAACCUUUCGAAGGUGUGCGGACACCCGCAGAACUAUUUCAAAUUACGGAAGACACUGACCGUACAAAUUACUAUAUGACGUACCUUGGAGAGUUGUUGCUCUCAAUUCAGGAAGAUGGUAUGCCUGUCGAGGGUGCCUUUGCUUGGGCCAUCAUGGAUAACGCUGAGUGGAAUAGUGGAUUAAGUGCCCGGUUUGGCAUACAAUAUGUCAAUUAUUCCAGCCCGACGCUGCAAAGAACAUACAAACGUUCUGCGUUCGCUUUGUCCGAUUUCUUCCAAACGCAUCUACAGAAGGAAGUAGCUAUAUAA